AUGUUUUUGGUGCUCGCUGUAGCGUUCAUUGGUCGCAAACGCUGGCCACUGGCGCGACAAGAGGUCCGAUUUCGACCCGUGCGUGCUCGUCACCGCAAUUGGUCCAGCGCCGCACCCCGUACCACGCCGCAGGUAGCGUGCACGGCAACGGCGUCAACGAACGGCAGUGCGCCGAAUGAACACCGAGAUCGUCUAGUCCUUGUCGGGUUAGGCAACCCAGGACCCAAGUACGAGAAGACGCGACACAAUGCCGGGUUCCUCGCAGCUGACGCGGUGGCGCGCGCAUACCGGGCACCAGCGUUUCGUCUGAACGAGUCGUGGCAGGCGCUGCACACCCAUAUCGACAUCGGUCGCCAAGUACAUAUUCUGAAACCAAUAACCUACAUGAACCUGUCCGGUCAAGCAUUGCGGUCUUUUUUGCGCGACACUUUCGGUACAGGUUUCGAGCGAGAGACCGAGUGGAGCACUCGGCUUCUCGUCCUGGUGGAUGACACUGCGCUUCCAUUCGGCAAGCUGCGCCUCCGCCUACGAGGCAGCGACGGUGGUCACAAUGGUUUGAAAAGUAUUGCCCAAGCGCUGCGAAGUGAACGCUACAGUCGACUGCGAAUAGGCAUUGGCGGCGAUCAUCGGGCGGGCAACGGGAGCGCCGUUGACUACGUGCUGAGCGACUUUAGCCGAGCAGAAUGGCGCACCAUGGAAGAGCAGGUCCUGAUCGACUGUGUCCAGGUUGCACGCCACUGGAUUGAGCAUGAUGAUCUGGCCAAAGUUGUGCAAUUCUGUAAUGCCGCUCGAAGCACGAUGCACAUGCCGCCAGCUUGA
Messenger RNA from Cyanidioschyzon merolae strain 10D, 819 nucleotides. RefSeq names its product probable peptidyl-tRNA hydrolase. The record is from RefSeq and is a predicted model, not a curated record. Lineage: Eukaryota; Rhodophyta; Bangiophyceae; Cyanidiales; Cyanidiaceae. The coding region runs from base 1 to 819 and encodes 272 amino acids. Gene Ontology annotation, molecular function: peptidyl-tRNA hydrolase activity. The transcript has a single exon.